This is a messenger RNA of Triplophysa dalaica, 2194 nucleotides long. RefSeq names its product ATPase Na+/K+ transporting subunit beta 1b (gene atp1b1b). The transcript is spliced from 6 exons. Gene Ontology annotation, molecular function: ATPase activator activity. Lineage: Eukaryota; Metazoa; Chordata; Actinopteri; Cypriniformes; Nemacheilidae. Gene Ontology annotation, cellular component: sodium:potassium-exchanging ATPase complex. Bases 139 to 1044 code for a protein of 301 amino acids. Gene Ontology annotation, biological process: sodium ion export across plasma membrane; intracellular potassium ion homeostasis; intracellular sodium ion homeostasis. The record is from RefSeq and is a predicted model, not a curated record.
UUGGCGAGAGCCGGGUACGGCUCAAUGUUACGGUGGGCUUAGUGCUCCGGGAAGGGGUGUUGUGUUUCAGAGGAGGCAAGAAAGGAGACACGAGGGAAUCUACAGCUUAAGGGGACAAACUAAACGACACGAUCAAUCAUGCCUGCUCAAAACAAAGACGAGGGUGGAUGGAAGAAGUUUAUAUGGAAUUCGGAGACGAAGGAAUUUCUUGGGCGCACCGGCAGUAGUUGGUCAAAAAUCCUACUGUUCUAUCUCGUCUUUUAUGGCUUCCUGGCUGGGAUCUUCAUCGGCACCAUCCAGGUUCUCCUUCUAACCCUGAGCGACUUGAAACCCACCUGGCAGGACAGGGUAGCUCCUCCAGGACUCAGUCACCAGCCACGCUCGGAGAAGUCAGAGAUGAUGUUCUACCCAGACCGCAUCGAAACGUACCUGGAAUACACCAAAUCCAUAAGAGAAUUUCUUUCCCAGUAUGACGCGGAGAAACAGGAUGAUGGAAUGCAGUUUGAAGACUGUGGAGAUCAACCUCAGGAAUUCAAGAACAGAGGUGAAUUAGAGAGUGACAUUGGUGUGAGGAAAGCCUGUCGUUUCUCGAGAGCUUGGCUUGGGCCCUGCUCUGGUCUAGAGGACCGUCAUUUUGGAUUUGCUACUGGGAAGCCCUGCUUGAUUGUUAAGCUCAACAGGAUUGUGAACUUCAGACCCAGGCCACCGACUUCCAAUGAAACCAUUCCAGAAGAGGCUAAACACAAAGUCCAGCCAAAUGUGAUUCCGAUGUACUGCACAAACAAGAAAGAAGAGGAUGCAGGUAAGCUCGGCGAGGUGAAGUACUAUGGCAUCGGAGAAGGCUUCCCGCUUCAGUAUUACCCCUACUACGGAAAGAAACUGCACGGCCAUUAUCUGCAGCCACUGGUGGCCAUCCAGUUCGUCAACUUAACCAUGAAUGAGGAUAUCCGUGUCGAGUGCAAAGUGUUCGGGGAAAACAUUUACUACAACGACAAGGAUCGCUACCAAGGACGAUUCGAUGUUAAAUUCUCCAUCAAGUCAUGACCUCAGAACUAGAGUACCUCCGCUCUCUCCCUAUUUAAAGGCAAACUAAGGCCCCAUUUCUGACCUGAGAUACGAAGGCAACAGAGAUACGUGUCUCACCGGUCUUCCGCAGCGUUUAACGGGGGGAUUUGUUUUUUGAAUGUACAAGUGUCUCAUGUCAGAAAGUGGCCUCAUUCUAGUUUAGGAGAGAUUUAAAAAAAAAAAAGAGAAUAAUAAUGAUAAAAAAGUAUAUUUAAAAACGCUAGUCAAAGACAUACCAUCUUAUACACGUGGGACCUAACAUUGUCUGUACUCUUUACUUAGCUUUUUCCGCUGCCAGUCUAAAGGCUAGAACGUAAACACCUGGAAGAUUAGCCAUAGCGUAGAAUAUUUAUUCUGCUACCGAACGAGAACUGUUCCAGAUUAAAGGGGCAUGUUGUUUUGCUGUAAAUUCCUCUACCGAUGUAGCCAGCCCUGUUUUGUCCCUCUUGUAUUGUAUUGCUGCCUUGUGUGAUUUCCCUAUAUUUAGAAAGAGCACGGUAGUUGCAUAUGUAGGUUGUCUCACGCCAUGCCAAUGUGUGAUUUUGCUUCAUUGUCGAACGUGCCUACAUAUACUCUAUGUAUAGUUACUUAAUGGAAACACACUCGACUCUUAUCAUUGCCUUUCGGGGAUAUCGAUGUUCUCUCUUUGCAUCUUUUACGUGUAUUUGGUGGGUAAUUCACUCCAUUUUUUCUCCAGAAUCACUUCAAUGUAGGGAAGAUUGAACUUCUAUUUGAUUCCUGUUCUCACUGAAUGUAGAUCGUCAUUCGCGCUUUAGCUUUUAUUUUUACGACUUUGUGUUCUUCUUUCUUUUUAUUCUAGUCCUUGUAUCGAAGACAUGACGUGGUGAAAUGUUCUGCAGUUGAAUGAUUUUAUGUGGUGACGUUCAGCGUUCUGUUCUCGCACAUGUUCCCUUUCUUCAGAAAAUCGUCAUGAAUGUUAAUAAUGCCAAAGCCAUUAAGAUUAUUCUAGUUUCUGUCAGAAGUAAUGCAAUACCCCGUUCUGUCGGGAUACUCUGUAGGUGUGCGCAGUCAGUGUGAACCAUCAGAAAUGUCAAAUUUCACGAGUCCCACAAACACAUGUUGAAACUCAACUGGAAAAGACUAACCAAAAUAAAACUGAGACUCUCAA